AUGAGCAGGAGCAAGACGUCGUUUUCGUACUCCGCCGGGCAGCCCGAGGUCAAGGGGCAGCGCCGGUCUCUGCCGACGGCACACUUGAGCGGUCUGAUCUUCGAUGUAUUCAGUAACGGCAAUAAUGCUGCAGAGCAGCGGUGGCAACGGCGACUGCGAGUGUGUGCCUUACAACCAAUGCCAGAACAGCACCAUCCUCGAGAACGGAGUCGUGGACCGUACGACAACUACCUCGACGUCUGCUGUGCUCCACCUGACGUGACCCAAGAGAAGAUCAUCCCCAAGCCGACUGUGCGCAAAGGCUGCGGUCAGCGCAAUCCCGAGGGUGUUUGUUUCCGUAUAACCUGUGCCAAGGACAACGAAGCCCAAUUUGGAAAGUUACCAUGGAUGGUUGCGACCUUCAAGGACGAAGCCGUCGGUGGAAAGCCCGAGAAACUCAACGUCUACCAGUGUGGUGGUACUCUCAUUCACCCCAGGGUCGUCCUUACCGCUGGACACUCAAUAAUGAGGUAA
This is a messenger RNA of Nasonia vitripennis (jewel wasp), 513 nucleotides long. RefSeq names its product phenoloxidase-activating factor 2-like. The transcript is spliced from 2 exons. The coding region runs from base 1 to 513 and encodes 170 amino acids. Gene Ontology annotation, biological process: proteolysis. Gene Ontology annotation, molecular function: serine-type endopeptidase activity. NCBI's taxonomy places the organism in Eukaryota, Metazoa, Arthropoda, Insecta, Hymenoptera, Pteromalidae. The record is from RefSeq and is a predicted model, not a curated record.